This is a messenger RNA of Myxocyprinus asiaticus (Chinese sucker), 2209 nucleotides long. Its product is annotated as E3 ubiquitin-protein ligase XIAP-like. The record is from RefSeq and is a predicted model, not a curated record. The transcript is spliced from 7 exons. Bases 210 to 1544 code for a protein of 444 amino acids. Gene Ontology annotation, cellular component: nucleus; cytoplasm. Gene Ontology annotation, molecular function: cysteine-type endopeptidase inhibitor activity involved in apoptotic process; ubiquitin protein ligase activity. Gene Ontology annotation, biological process: negative regulation of apoptotic process; positive regulation of protein ubiquitination; regulation of cell cycle. Lineage: Eukaryota; Metazoa; Chordata; Actinopteri; Cypriniformes; Catostomidae.
CCACGGAAGGCGAGCUAAUGCUGGCGCUAGUGAAUGUACUUUACAGUCUGAUUAUCCGUGUAGGUCAAAGUCCGACUGUGGUGUCAGACCUGGCCUGAUUUUGUUUUCUUCUGCCUCUUUUGAUCGUGCUUUUGUUAAUCGCUAUGGAGGAAAGAGAACCCGUUUCCAAUCCGAAACUCACGUCAAUUUGACAUUUUGUUGCUGCAGUUAUGGCGAACUCUAGUGAUGCAGUCAGCUGGUCAGUAAUGAAAUUGCGGCUAAAUUCCUUCCAGCACUUCCCUCGUUCUCAAGAAGUUUCUGCAGAGCGACUGGCCCGGGCAGGGUUUUAUUACACAGGAGAGGCGGACAGAGUGCGCUGUUUUAGUUGCAAUGCUACAGUGGAGGACUGGAAAAGAGGGGAUGCCCCUUUGCAGAGGCAUCAGCUAGCAUCUCCUGCCUGCUCAUUCCUCAGCUGUGCUCACGGCUUGAAUGUUCUGAAUGACUUGUCCAGCGACUCUGCUUAUAACGAAGAGGCAGAAUCCAGGGAGUUCCUCCUCCGCACGGGAGAGGUGGUGGACGAGACUAUAUAUCCCAGUGUGCCACACAUGAGAAGUGAGGAAGCUCGGCUGAGAACUUUCAGUAACUGGCCCGAAAACUCUCCAGUACAGCCCAGCGAUCUGGCUGAAGCAGGGCUGUAUUACCUUGAGAAGGAUGACAUUGUGAAGUGUUUCUGUUGUGGGGAGAUGCUUUCAGGAUGGGAGCAGGGCGAUGAUGCCUGGGGUGAACAUGAAAAAUACUACCGAAACUGCUCCUUUAUCUUAGGCCACGAUGUGGGCAAUGUGCCACUGUCAACACCCAGACCCAGGGUGAAUGGUGACAGGGCCUCUCUUGAGACUUUUGAGGGGCGUCUUAAUAGUUUCAGUGGCAGACAACACCCCAUAGACCACAAAAGACUGGCCCAAGCUGGCUUCUACAGUACAGGAGACAGAGACAAAGUGAUCUGCUUUAAGUGUGGAGGAGGUGUGAAGGACUGGAUGCCUGAUGAAGAUCCUUGGGAGGAGCAUGCCAGGCACUAUCCAGGCUGCAGUUUCCUUUUGGAAGAAAAAGGAAAAGAAUAUGUCAGCAAUGUGCAACUGAGAUAUCCUAAAGGACAGCAUUCAAGGUCAAGACAGAAUGGCUUUUCAAGUCUCGAGGGAGUCAGGCAGUCAGAGAUUGCACAAAAGGCUGUUGAAAUGGGUUUUGACCCCAUCAAAGUGGAGAGAACCAUUCUGCAGAAGUUUGGUCAGAACAGUGAGGGUUAUACCUCAGUAGAAGCUCUUAUUCAAGACCUCAGUGCACAGGGGAAUGAUGCUGAUGUGCCUGAAAAACCAGCAGAGGACCCUAUGAAGAAACUUGAGAAACUCCAGAGGGAGAAGCUCUGUAAAGUCUGCAUGGACAGUGACACUGGCAUUGUCUUCAUUCCCUGUGGACACUUUGUCACUUGUCAAAAGUGCUCCAAUUCUCUAGACAAGUGUCCCAUCUGCUGUGCCACCAUCACACAGAAGAUAAAGACCUACAAUGCCUAAAAAAGCAAAUGAACCAAAACUCCAAAUGAAACCCUGAUAUUCAUCGAAUGUGUCGAAGUGUAAUCAUUCCUUACAUUUAUUUUGUGUAUUUGAUUUAAGCUAAUUGUGAAUAUAUGUAUGCACCAUAUCUGUAGAUGUACUAACUUAAAGUAAAAUCAUGUUGUAUUUUUUCGUCGAGGCUUAAAAAUAACAAGUUGUAAAUUUUCACGUGUUUGUUUUUGGACAGGGGCACACUACAUAAUUUAACUUGUAUUGAAAUGCAGAUGAAGAAAUCUUGACCUCCUCCCCACCCCCCAAAAGUUACCAUGGAACAAAUUCAGUUUCUUCAUAUAGCUGCUUCACUCAAAUACACAGAAAUACUCAGAAUGAUGUUAAUUACCACAGUGCCUUUUUGUAGACUAAUUUUUAUGACUAUUGUCAUCCUGUUUAAUGAUUCGACAUAAUCAUGAACUAUAAUGUACCUAAUGUUUGCUCUUUUAUCCAUUUAUUAUAGAAGGAUAAUUGCUUGAAAUGUUUUAUAAUGUUUAAGGUUGAUUAAAUGUUACCAGUCAAAACUGGGUUCCUCUUAAUUACAAUUUCCUAGUAUCAUAACUCAUAUAGGAUGUUUUAAGUUGUAUAAACAUGGCAAUAAAAGUAGAAUCUCUCAAAAAUCGUUUUACUUUUGA